Acanthoscelides obtectus is the source of this 270-nucleotide messenger RNA. Lineage: Eukaryota; Metazoa; Arthropoda; Insecta; Coleoptera; Chrysomelidae. The record is from the annotation of a GenBank genome assembly.
AUGAAAUCGUGCAGAUGCUUGAGGUGCUCUUGGCCGCCCAUUGGGAGUGCCACAUCUCUGACAGCGACGGCGCUGAUGGAUUUGUCCAGAAGUCCAUUGUAUCUCCACAUUGAUAUUCAAGCCCAUAAGUCCACGCUCAUUGAAAAUGCGGAAAAAAGGCAGGAAAAUUGCAUGGAAGAGAUAUUACAAUCAGUGAAGGAUAAACUGGACGUAGAAAUUAAUCCAUCUUCUGUGGAAAGUUGUUUUAGACUAGAAAUGUUUAAUUGUUGA